Molecule: messenger RNA, 3006 nt
Organism: Physella acuta
Lineage: Eukaryota; Metazoa; Mollusca; Gastropoda; Physidae
Biological process (GO): proteasome-mediated ubiquitin-dependent protein catabolic process; protein linear polyubiquitination
Cellular component (GO): ubiquitin ligase complex
Molecular function (GO): ubiquitin binding; zinc ion binding; ubiquitin-protein transferase activity
Source: RefSeq, a predicted model, not a curated record
UGGCGACACGUACAUCUGGGUUAAACUGUUUGUAAACAAACAUGUAUGCUGAUAUUUAAAUAGUAAAUAGUAGUAUGUUUGAGAGAUCGUGUGUGUAUUUUAAAUCAAAUAAAUUGCGUAAUAUCUGAAAAUGCCUUCAUAAUGCGGUGUACUAUUUACUGGAUAGCUUUUCAAGUGAUUGUACUCGCAUUUUAAUUAUAUAAUAAAGUGUAUAAUGUAUAAGUUAUAAGACUGAAAAAUGCCAGCAUAUAUUAAUAAUUUAAUAAUUAAUAAUAGUAUUAUUGCUCUGUACCAAAGUGUAGGGGAAAAGGUGGACACCUAUUCCCCAAAAAUAAAGAACUUCGUUCCAAAUGGAUCGCAUCUAUUAAACGGGAGAAACCUGAUCAUGGCAAGUGGGAGCCAUCAAAGACGUCGAUUGUCUGUAAAAGACAUUUUAAAGAAGAUGAUUUUAAGAGUGAUGUCAUUUUUCAAUUUUGCAACAGGAAUCCCAGAAUUUUGAAAUGUUUGAAAAAGAUGGCAGUGCCAUCUAUUUUUGAAUGGACAAUAUCCCCCAAGACACUUGAAAUGGCUAGAAAAAGAAGGCUAUUAAAACAAGAAAGGACAGAAACUGUGCAACCCCACCAAGAGGACAACAUUACUGUGGUGAAAUGUGUCUUGGGUGAAGGAUCAACAGUUGAAGACCCAGGAGCAUCAGAAAUGGUUGUGUGCAACCUAGACAUUGGGGCUGAAGAAAUUGUUGGUGAGUUCUGUGAAGACCCAGGUCCAGAAGUAAUAGCUAUUGGGUGCAGUAAUACCACAGAAGAGGAGACAAAUGUAUUAGAAGAAUCAGUUAAACAACGUUAUCUUUCAUUUGAAAGGAUAAAGGACAAUGACAAACUUAUCAAUCACUACACUGGCUUGGACAGUACAGCAACUUUUUUUUUACUGUGUUGUGGACAUUAGGGAGAGGGGUUGAUAAAUUAAAUUACAUUUAUACUCAGUCUUGUGAAUGUCUGUGUACACAUGACCAAUUUUUAUUAAUGUUGGUUAGAUUAAGGCACCAUUACCCUGUAAUUGAGCUUGCUAGAACGUUUGAUAUUUCCAGUUUUACUGUUCAAAAUAUAUUUAUUACAUGGAUUAAUGAGCUGGAAGGUCUGACAGUGGAAUGUAGGGGAAACGACAUCCUUAAAAUACUGGUCAAAGCACAAGGAGAGAAGCUGUUGGAAGAGGUUGAGAAGAGCCACUCCGUGGUGAUCAUUGUUGACAGCCGCAAGGAGAGGAUCCAUUUCUAUGGAACUGCAGAAAAUGUGACCAAUGCUCAGAAUUAUAUCAAGGAAUAUCUCAAUAAACUAGGCAGGAACAAAAAGGUUAUCUCUUUGAGAGAUUCAAGAUAUCUACUGGGCAUAUUGAAAGUUCUGGCAAAUUUGUACGGCUCAUGGCCAGAUGGAGUCAAUGAUCAGCUGGAACUGAUAGAUAUUGACACCAACUUAAAACAACAACAGAUCACUUUGUUGGGUGAGAGUGGUGCAGUGGAUAGAGCACUAGCCACGAUUGGUGACCUAGCUGUGUCGUACCUGUAUGCUCAAGGUCCACAGGAAGGUCCAUGGAUGCCCUACUGCAUCAUGUGCAAGUGUCCAGUGUCUGAUAAAUCUGACCUGUACAGACUUGAGUGCUGUGGACACUGCUACUGUGUAAUGUGCUUGAUUAUAAGCAUGAAUGCCUGUGUUGAAGGCAGAGAUUUCCCCCUUACAUGUGCUGUUGAAAGCUGCAAGUCACCUUUGGCCUGGAGGGACUUGAAAGCUCUCUUUGAGAAUGAAUGGCUCCUGUCUGACAUCCUAGUGACCAAGUCUAUUGACCACUUUGUGCUGAAUCAUUCAGACAAAUACAAGUUUUGUUUGACCCCUGAUUGUCCAGUUGUGUAUGAGGUCACUAGCACAGAGGAGGGGUCAGAAUUCAAUUGUCCAGUUUGCUCACUAAGUGUCUGCACAUCAUGUCACACCAUCUACCAUGUUGGUCUCAAUUGCAAAAUGCAUGCAAGCAUAUAAAAAUAUAGAACAUACUACAUGCAUAAGUUGAACUCUCUCAAUCUCUGGAUGACUCAGACUAGACUGCCUCUUUCAUGUUUUUACUAUUGGCCUGCAAUAUAAUUACACUAAAAUCUGUGCCUCUUUAUGAAGUACCUACCAUUUUCACACAUGACUUAGCUAGAUCUUAGCUCUGUACACCAUUCAAUACAUGUUUCUUAAAAGACAUUUGACUUGGUAGAAUGGCAUAGCUUUCCAUUUUUAUUUGCUUUUCCAUUGCUGUGUAGCAAUGCUUAUUGUAUUCUGGUUUAUUUAUUUCUAUUUUGAAAUAACUCAGCCCUCUCCCUGUGGUAACUACUUACUUCCCCUUACUGUGGAGAUGAUUUUUAUUUUAAAAUCUGAUACAGAUUUUUUCAUUAUGCUAGUUUACUUUUAAACUCUUUUUACCUUGAAAAAAAAGUUGACUGAUGUUAUUAUAUCAAAUUCUGUAUGCUCCGGCAAUAUGAUAUUUUAAUAAUUUGUCAACUGAAAAUAAGGCUAGAUAAAAAAGAAUGUUUUUAUUAAAUUAACCAGUUACUAUAUUUUGCAAAUUUUUAAGAUUGGUGAUUGUUUUUCCUCUAUUUAGCAUAAACUAUUUAACAGAAUUAUUCCUAUUUACAAAUGUUUUAUUAGUGUGCUAUCUAAAUAAUAUUUAAAAUAAUUAUUCCUAUUUACAAAUGAUUUAUUAGUUAAAGCUGUUUAAAUAAUAUCAAAAAUAAUUAUUCCUAUUAACAAAUGUUUUAUUAGUGUGCUAUCUAAAUAAUAUUAAAAAUAAUGAUUCCUAUUUACAAAUGUUUUAUUAGUGUGUGGGUUUAAAGCUAUCUCCUAGUUGUAUUUGUGUUUACAUUAUUUACCCGGUGAUUAAGGUCUUGUAUUUAAAUUUUUGUUUUGUUUUUUAAACCAUGUUGUAUUUUUAUCUUUUUGUGAUGUUCCUGCAAUAAAUGUUAGAGUGUCAUAAUUAAAA